This is a messenger RNA of Tauraco erythrolophus (red-crested turaco), 288 nucleotides long. NCBI's taxonomy places the organism in Eukaryota, Metazoa, Chordata, Aves, Musophagiformes, Musophagidae. The record is from RefSeq and is a predicted model, not a curated record.
AUGCUGGGGCUCCAGUCGUGGCCUUGCUCGCUUUUCCUCCUCUUAGCUCUGCUCUCUGCCAGCGUUCAGACUGUGUCCUUACCAGGACAGAGACUACAGACGCUCCUUUCCCAGUUGCUGCCCCUGGAGCCCGAGUCCACGCUGGGCAAACCGGACACGAAGGAGGGGCCCCUCCUCGCCAGUCGCAAGUGGGCACUGCCGGGAGACUGGGCCUGGAAGGCCGUGCCCAGGGGCUGUUUUGGGCUAAAACUGGACCGGAUUGGGACCUUCAGCGGGUUGGGCUGUUAG